Linum tenue is the source of this 3397-nucleotide messenger RNA. The record is from the annotation of a GenBank genome assembly. Lineage: Eukaryota; Viridiplantae; Streptophyta; Magnoliopsida; Malpighiales; Linaceae.
GGCAUUAGAUGCCAAAAUCCCCGAUUUUGCCUGCCCAAUUUGAUUUUGCAGCCCCUCCCUUUAAAACCACCUGCUUCUUUCUCGACCUCUCCCUUCUGCUUUCUUCUUACACAGAAGAGACGAGAAGAUCUACUCUUUUAACACCCUGAAAAAACAAAUCGGAAAUUCAUCCUCCUUGUCUCCUCCCACUUUCCACCUACUCCACAGCAGCCCCGAGAUAUAUAAAAAUAACCCAAAGAAAGGCAAGCCACGCGAGAUUGUUCAUAUUCUUCUGGUUGGUCUGGGAUUAGUUAACUACACAUUUGCGUAACUGGAGAGGGCUUUUUCUGGUGUUGUUGAUUUCGUGCUCUGUUAUUCUUUCUUCCUUCCUUCCUUCCUCAUCCGCGUGUCUUUGUCUACUCAUCCUCCAUCCCCCGGCGCAUUCUUUAUUUUCUCGUGGUGGUUCAACUCCCUCCGCCCUAACCAGUUUGAUCCUGAAAGCUUGCCUGCCCCUUUUCUUCACAAAGUUCCAGUCUUUUUUACGUGUUCGACCUGUCCAUUAGAGGAACUGGGGGUUUGUUCGAAUUGGGUAAUCAAUCGGCUUGCUUGAUUUGGAAAGUCGCGUAGUUUGCCACUCUUUUUGGAACUGUGCUCGUUUCUGGAACAAUAAUUUCGGAGGUAGAGGGGAUGAUUCUGAAGUUGAGCCCUCCUCAUCAGCCAGGGUAGGGAAACUGUUCUUUUUUUGUGUGUGUUCUGCGUUUUGGAGAAAUGGGUCGCCGUUAAAGUUGGAGCGGAAACGAGCGUUAGUGUCUUCCCCGCCACACCCAAUGGAUCUGGAGACGGGAGCUCAUCGUAAUCAUCUUAAGAAGGAAUCAUGGCGGACGGUGUUGACUCUGGCGUACCAAAGCCUAGGAGUGGUGUAUGGAGACUUGAGCACAUCGCCGCUGUACGUCUACAAGAGCACAUUUGCGGAAGAUAUUACGCACUCGGAGACGAACGAAGAGAUCUUUGGGGUUCUGUCAUUCGUCUUCUGGACACUCACCCUCGUCCCUCUCUUGAAAUACGUGUUCAUAGUUCUCAGAGCCGACGACAAUGGCGAAGGAGGGACGUUUGCCCUCUACUCGCUGCUGUGUCGGCACGCCCGAGUCAACGCGCUCCCCAAUCGGCAGGUGGCGGAUGAGGAUCUGUCCGAGUACAAGAAGAAGGACAACCUUAUUGCUACUUCCGGCUCGAAAACCCCGAGUUUUGGGUCGAGCUUGAAAUCGACUCUGGAGAAACACAGGGUGCUGCAGAGGAUCUUGCUGGUUUUGGCCUUGAUUGGGACUUGUAUGGUCAUUGGCGAUGGCGUUCUCACCCCUGCCCUUUCUGUUUUCUCUGCAGUCUCGGGGGUUGAGCUUUCAUUGUCAAAGGAGCAUCACAAAUAUGUAGAACUCCCAGCUUCAUGCGCUAUACUUAUAGCGUUGUUUGCCCUACAACAUUAUGGGACCCACCGGGUCGGAUUCUUGUUCGCACCAGUGGUUCUGAUAUGGCUUCUGUGCAUCAGUGGGAUUGGGAUAUACAAUAUUGUGCACUGGAAUCCCCAUAUCUACAAAGCACUAUCACCAUAUUACAUGUACAAGUUCCUGAAGAAAACUCAAAAGGGUGGAUGGAUGUCAUUAGGAGGGAUUUUGUUGUGCAUAACAGGCUCAGAAGCUAUGUUCGCAGAUCUGGGGCACUUUUCUCAGUUGUCCAUCAAGAUCGCUUUUACCUCUUUGGUUUAUCCGUCGUUGAUCCUUGCUUACAUGGGACAGGCUGCAUAUCUAUCGACGCACCAUGUGAUAGAAAGUGAUUACCAAAUUGGUUUCUAUGUAUCUGUACCUGAUAAACUAAGGUGGCCAGUUCUUGUCAUAGCCAUACUUGCUGCAGUGGUGGGCAGCCAAGCAAUCAUCACAGGGACUUUCUCAAUCAUUAAACAGUGUUCAUCCCUGGGUUGCUUCCCUAAAGUCAAAAUAGUCCACACGUCAUCCAAAGUCCACGGCCAGAUCUACAUCCCUGAGAUAAACUGGACUCUAAUGCUGCUUUGUUUGGCUGUUACAAUCGGUUUCAGAGACACCAAACGCCUGGGAAAUGCUUCAGGUUUGGCGGUUAUUACAGUUAUGCUGGUCACAACCUGCCUAAUGUCUCUGGUAAUCGUCUUAUGCUGGGAAAAGAGCGUGUUUCUAGCAAUAGGCUUCGUGUUCUUCUUUGGCACGAUUGAAGCGCUUUACUUCUCAGCUUCCCUCAUCAAAUUUCUGCAAGGAGCCUGGGUACCCAUUGCACUGGCAUUCAUAUUCCUGCUCAUCAUGUGCGUGUGGCACUAUGGCUCACUAAAGAAGUACGAAUUCGAUGUCCAAAACAAGGUCUCCAUCAACUGGCUGCUUAGUUUGGGUCCUAGCCUUGGCAUUGUUCGAGUAAGAGGGAUAGGCCUCAUCCACACCGAGCUUGUGUCGGGAAUUCCUGCAAUCUUCUCCCACUUUGUCACCAACCUUCCAGCAUUCCACCAAGUCCUGGUGUUCCUCUGCAUUAAAUCAGUCCCCGUCCCCCAUGUGGGACCCGAGGAACGGUUCCUAAUAGGCCACAUCGGCCCAAGAGAGUACAGGCUGUACCGGUGCAUAGUCAGAUAUGGGUACCGUGAUGUCCACAAAGAUGACACAGAGUUCGAAAAGGAUCUGGUUUGCAGCAUAGCAGAAUUCAUACGAGCUGGGAGCACUGAAUUCAAUGCUGACAUGCCAAAAGAAGAAGAUGACAAGAUGACAGUGGUGGGUACUUGCUCAUCUAACGCUGCUGGGAUACGAUUGAGGGAGGAGGACAACGAAGAAAUAGAACAAGACCCUGGAACCUCAGAGCAACGGGAGAUAAAGUCACCACCUCCAGCAAUGCAACUGAAGAAACGAGUAAGAUUCAUCGUCCCGGAGAGCCCCGAGAUUGAUAAAGCUGCAAGGGAAGAGUUGCAGGAACUCAUGGAAGCCAGGGAAGCAGGGGUUGCGUACAUACUCGGGAACUCGUACGUCAGGGCAAAGCAAGGAUCCAGCAUGUUGAAGAAGUUUGUGAUAAACUAUGGGUACGAGUUCUUGAGGAGGAACAGUAGGGGCCCUACACAUGCCCUUACUGUACCUCAUGCAUCUACCUUAGAAGUAGGGAUGAUAUACAAUGUCUGAAAGAGAAAGUUUUGACCUACUGAUGCCAGUUCUUAGAGGUGUGUCUGUGUCUGUAUUUAUAUGUACAUCCUGUAAUCUUUUGAGCUUGUUAUAAUGGAUACAAGUGGGAAGCAAGCCCACCAUAUGUUAGAAAAUGGUGGGAUCAUAAUCAUACUUACUACGUAUAAAAAGCAGUUCUUGUACAAUUUGUGGAAUUCCUUCCAACUUCAUCGUUAUCAAAUUUCAACCUGACAAUGACCGAG